Molecule: messenger RNA, 465 nt
Organism: Lactuca sativa (garden lettuce)
Lineage: Eukaryota; Viridiplantae; Streptophyta; Magnoliopsida; Asterales; Asteraceae
Product: zinc finger protein 7
Source: RefSeq, a predicted model, not a curated record
AUGGAUCCUAGAAGAGAUAAAAGUGGAGAUGCUCAAAAACAGUGGCUGAAGCUUAGCCUAGGGCCAUAUUUAGGUGGCUCAUCUUCAAGCUCAAGACCAACCACAUCCAUGAAGUAUACGUGCAGCUUUUGCAGGAAAAAGUUCUACAGUCCACAAGCAUUAGGAGGACAUCAAAAUGGCCACAGAAGGGAGAGAGUUGCAGCUAAAAGAUACCGUGAAUUCAAAAUUAAUCAAUCAAUAAUGAACGUGCAUUCAAACUUGGUUGUUAACACACCAGCAAGAGAUGGAGAAACCCAUGUUGCAAGGUUGUUGGACGAUGGAGAUGGAUUUGGUGUAGCUUGUGUGCAUCCUUAUGCUAUAGAGGAUUCGGUGGACUUGGAGUGGUCAGGAUCAUUUUAUUACAAUCCACAGCCAGCUUCCCAGCAGUCUGAUCCAUGUUUUCUCGACUUAAAUCUCAAGUUAUGA